Messenger RNA from Thecamonas trahens ATCC 50062, 1180 nucleotides. Its product is annotated as serine/threonine protein kinase. Bases 17 to 1180 code for a protein of 387 amino acids. Gene Ontology annotation, biological process: protein phosphorylation. NCBI's taxonomy places the organism in Eukaryota, Apusomonadida, Apusomonadidae. Gene Ontology annotation, molecular function: protein kinase activity; ATP binding. The record is from RefSeq and is a predicted model, not a curated record. The transcript has 2 exons.
ACACUCCUCGCCCACCAUGUCGCUGCCCUCCUCGUCCUCCUCCUCGUCCUCCUCCUCUUCGUCGUCGCCCUCCUCGCCCUCCGCCUCCACCCCUCCGCCUCUUCACGCCAUGCACAUCCGCAGCACCCGACAGCUGGUCCUGGGCAAGGCCGUGGGCGAGGGCCGCUUCGCUCAGGUCUUUGCCGCCUCUGAUGCGGCGCCGACAGCCUCCGAUGCGUCUGAUGCCACUGCAAGCGGCGGGGAUGCACUGGCUUCAGGCAGGAAGUACGCCGUCAAGGCUGUGUCUCGUCGCGCCGUCCGCCGCGAGCACCAGGAGGCUGCCAUCAUGAUCGAGCGCGACGUGUACAAGGCCAUACUCGCGCCGCCGGCCGGGGCCGAUGCGCCGCCGCCGGCAUCGCUCCCGCGUGUAGCCGGCAUCAUGGCCGCACCAGACAUGUUCUACUUUGUCCUGCCACUGUAUGCCGGCGGCGAUGCUGCGGACUGGCUGGCGACGCCACUUGCUCUCGACGUCGCCCGUGCACUGGAGUGGUUGCAUGCUCUUGGCCUUGUUCACCGCGAUGUCAAGCUUGAGAACGUGGUUUUGGCCUCGAAUCCGGACGCCGAUCUUCCUUUGGCAGUACUCAUCGACAUGGGCUGUGUCCGAGUCCUGGACGACUCACCGCUCGCUGCUGCUGCUCGUGGCUACGAGGCCAAGCUGCUGGCCACUCCGGGUGUCCGACGCCUUCCGUUUGCCGGCACCGUCCCGUACAUGUCACCCGAGCAACUACGAGUGCCCAAGACCGUCGGCAGGGCAUCAGACAUCUGGUCGCUCGGCACGCUGCUCUUUGCUAUGAUCUUGGCCAACGCCUCUGGCCCGCUCCCCUUUGAGCACACGAGCGAGAUGGACACCAUGCAGGCCAUUGUCGCUGGCGCCUACACACCAGCAGCUCAGGCGGUGCUCGAUGCAUCGGCCUCUGCCUGCCCACUUGUGACCGACCUCAUCCAUCGCAUGCACACUCUCGAUCCCGCCGCACGGCCGACGAUCACCGACGUCAUCUCGAUUCUCCAGUCUGCUUUGGAUGCCGAGACCGAGCACGACGGCGCUACGGCUUCAGUUCCAGCUGAGCCUGCCGACCCUGACUCUGUCACUGCAACCGACGGUGCAACUAGCAGCCACGACCGCGAUGAUGCUGCAUCAUAA